AUGACUGUCUAUCCCCCAACUCUUGAUCCGGCCAUCCGCACUCUAAUAGAAACCUUCUACCUCGUCCUCGACACCAAAACCCCCGAAUCCCAUGCCUCGUGGGGCUCCCUCUUCUCACCCACCGCUUUGGGGAAAAGAGCACCAAGAGAAUAUUCCGGCGGUACUGAAAGUAAAUCUCAUGCACCCCCCUUUCUUUAAAUUAUCUCAUAUUACCCAAUCACUAACAAUCUUUCAGCAUUCGCAAAAUGGACGGAAAAAUCUUGGGAAGGCACCGCCUCUCGUCGUCACGUUGUAAGAAAGGUCUUCAUGUUUGGCGACGAUGGUAGUGAGGUUAUGAUUCAUGGAUUCACGGAUAAUCAAUUUGAAGAUGGGGGAGCGAAGGCUUAUGAGUGGGCGGGGAGGUUGAAGUUUAUAAAGAUUGACGAGAUAUGGAAGGUUGAGAAGUUUACUGCUAUUAUGGUAUGGUUAUUCCCUCAGUCUACCUUGUUUCUAGUCUUUGUUUGAAUUUGGGACAAGUGAUGAUACUUAUUUGUGAAUAGGAUACUGCAUGUCCUCAGGAUGUUAGCAAGUUGGAAGUGAUGUAA
Messenger RNA from Hymenoscyphus albidus, 584 nucleotides. The record is from the annotation of a GenBank genome assembly. Lineage: Eukaryota; Fungi; Ascomycota; Leotiomycetes; Helotiales; Helotiaceae.